Molecule: messenger RNA, 1938 nt
Organism: Lactuca sativa (garden lettuce)
Lineage: Eukaryota; Viridiplantae; Streptophyta; Magnoliopsida; Asterales; Asteraceae
Molecular function (GO): zinc ion binding
Source: RefSeq, a predicted model, not a curated record
AUGGCGAUGCUUAGCAUGUAUAAUGAGGAAAAAGAAGUAACAAUUUAUGCGACAAGCGAAAAAUUCAGGUAUAACCCAAAAUCGGUUGGUUGUGAAGAUCAAGUUAUUGAUGAAUCUGAUGAUGGAAAUGAGACAGACUCGAUUUGUCCAAGUCAAGAAAGCUAUCAUAGUCUUCAUAGUUCCGAUAAUGAAUACGAUCUUCUAAAUUAUGGUGAAACUUAUGCAUAUAGUAAGACAAAUCCAUUUAUAAAAGUAAAUUCUAAAUUCCCAAGUGUAGUUGUUUUUAGAAGAGCAUUAAAUCAUUAUGCACUAACUAAUGAAUUUGAGUAUGUCAUUGAGAAAAGUGAUUUGACAAGACUUACAGCAUGUUGUGGAGAUAAAAAGUGCAAGUGGAUAAUUCAUGCUUCUCUUACACAAGAUGGUGUUACUUUUGAAGUAAGUAUGAAAUUUGAGAAAUACUACAUUUGUCGACAUUGUUAUUAUGUUAGAAUAACUAUAUGUUUUUAUGCAAUUUUACAAGUUAAGAAAUUUGUAGAUACUCAUUCUUGUACUCGAAGCAACAAGGGUGGUAACAAACAUGCCACUCAAGGAUGGAUUGCUCAUGUUGUAACCGACAAGUUGAAAUCUGAAGGCGAUGUCUCUCCUGCCGAGCUAAAGAAGUGGCUUAUGCAUACUUACAAUGUUGAAGUACCAUAUAUGAGAGUAUUUAGAGGAAGAGAACAAGUUUAUACCGAUAUGUAUGCAUGCUCCAAGGGGUUUCUUGCUGGUUGUCAUCCUUACAUUGGGCUUGAUGCUUGUCAUUUGAAAGGGAAAUUUAAUGGUGUGUUAACCGCUGCCACAAGUAUAGACGAUAACAAUGGUAUGUUUCCAGUAGCCUAUGGUGUGCUUGAGUCAGAGAAUAUAAAAUCAUGGACAUGGUUUCUCAAGUCACUAGAAAAAGCGAUUGGUACACCUAAUGGUCUUGUUAUCUCCUCUGACACGCAAAAAGGGUUGGAAGUAGCUAUCACAGAGGUUUAUCCUAAUAUUGAUCAUCGAGAAUGCAUAAGACAUUUAUGUAGCAACUUCAAGAAACAUUUUCGAGGUGACUUUUACAUGAGAAAGUUAUGGAAUGCUGCAAAUACCUACUCUAUUAGUAAGCAUGACAGAUUGUUAAAUGAAAUUGCUACUAUACGUAGAGAUGCAAUUUCAUACUUGAAUCAGAACCAUAGAAAGAUAUGGAGUAGAAGCAAGUUUUGCACACUUGCCAAGUGUGAUUACAUUACCAAUAAUAUUUCCGAAACUUUUAACUCGUGGGUAGGUGACAUACGUUAUAAACCGGUGCUUGAUCUCCUUGAUGCAAUAAGAGAAAAGGUUAUGGAAAGAUUUGACAAGAAAAAGAGUAAGGUGAAAAAAUGGAAAGGACCACUAGUUCCAAAAGCAAAGAAAUAUCUCAAAAAAAUCAUUAAGAAUUUGGGUGAAUUUCAAGUUUGUAGAAGCAGUGAUAAUAAAGCGGAAGUGAACUACAAAGGAAAUCGUUGGGAUGUUAUAUUGGAUGAGAAAAAAUGUAGUUGUCGAAAAUGGCAAGUUACAGGCCUUCCGUGUGUGCAUGCAGCUGCUUUUAUUGCUUUCACAAGGGAGCCUAGUUGGGAAAAAUAUGUUGAUACAUAUUUCACAGUUGACAAAUUUAAAGAAGCAUAUGCUUUAGAAAUUGGUCCGAUGCCCGGAAAAGAUCAAUGGGUGCAUAUAGACACAGUCGAUAAGAUUUACCCACCUAUUAUAAAACGGCCGCCUGGACGACCUAAAAAGAAUAGAAUUGUAUCACAUGAUGAGUCCAAGAAAAGACACAGAUGUCCGCGUUGUGGUAUGUAUGGACACCAUCAAAAGACUUGCAAAAAUCCCGCACAUCAAGGUUUUGAUGAAGCAUCCUCUAGCAAUAGGAAAGAACCCAAAAAAUCAUGA